AUGUCGGUCGCAAGCACGGAUUGGGACCUAUUAUCGUCCUAUGCCGGUCUCCUGUCAUUAGCAUGCGCGUCAAUAUAUGCUGGGUCCUAUGGCUCACUAUCAGUUAGGCACUCCUCAUUCUGCAAAAGUUUCAAGCGACCAGGAACAGAACCUGAUGAACAGGAUGAACAGGAAGUCGAGAGAUUGUCGUCCCAGGAUGCUUAUCUGUUCCCGGUGGUUGGUUCCGUCGUGCUGUUCGGCUUGUAUCUUAUCGUCAAGUACUACGGCAAGGAGUGGAUCACAUGGCUGUUGCAAUGGUACUUCACCAUUGCGGGAGUCGGCAGCGUGGGCAAGUCGCUUAUCUCCGUGACGCGCUGGCUCGUUGGAGAGUCACGUUGGAAGAAGUUUGAUAACAACAAAAUCCUGGUACUUAAGGGGCCCCGCGAACUGCUAUCGUUCUCUCUACGGACCCCAUCUCUCUUCCUCCUACCUAUUGGGGCGAUACCCUCAAUCUUGUAUACUUUUGGUGGUAGUGUUACUCGUCGCUCUGCUUUGCUCACUGAUAUCUUGGGCUUGUCGUUCUCGCAUAAUGCUCUCUCCUUACUCAAACUGGAUUCAUUCAAGACUGGGGUGGUUCUCUUGUCGGGCCUGUUCGUGUACGACAUCUGGUGGGUGUUCGGGACCGAAGUGAUGGUCAAGGUCGCUACCAACCUGGACGUCCCCAUCAAGCUGCUGUGGCCCAAGUCCGUGCUAUUCUCCGCAGAACGAGGAUUCACCAUGCUCGGUCUCGGCGACAUCGUGAUCCCAGGCAUGUUUGUGGCGACCGCGCUUCGGUACGACUAUCAUCGUGCUUCCCGUCAAGGUCAGCUCGCCUCGGUUCGAAAGGCAUACUUCCAUGCUGCACUGGUCGCCUACGCGCUUGGUCUCGUUACCACCAUGUCUGUGAUGCACUUCUUCCGGAAGGCGCAGCCCGCACUUCUCUACCUAAGCCCCGCUUGUAUCCUGUCUUUCUUCGUCAUGGCGCUGUUCCAAGGAGACCUUAACGAGGCGUGGAGCUGGUCGGACCAACUGGAAGAGAAGCCCGAGCAACGUUGCGAUAAGUCGGCUGCUGGCUCGAUCGACAGGAACCCACAGGUGGACGCUGCGGCGAACUCCCUCAAUGGCGAGGAACCCCUAUCCGAGGAUGCGAUUACUCCGUCAUUGCUUCCAGAGGAGUCGCCGGAGGGUUCAGAGGGGGGAAGCGGUUGA
Molecule: messenger RNA, 1227 nt
Organism: Dichomitus squalens LYAD-421 SS1
Lineage: Eukaryota; Fungi; Basidiomycota; Agaricomycetes; Polyporales; Polyporaceae
Exons: 7
Coding region: 1-1227 (408 amino acids)
Biological process (GO): membrane protein proteolysis
Cellular component (GO): cytoplasmic side of endoplasmic reticulum membrane; lumenal side of endoplasmic reticulum membrane; membrane
Molecular function (GO): aspartic endopeptidase activity, intramembrane cleaving
Source: RefSeq, a predicted model, not a curated record